GUUGCGAGAAAAAGAAGAAGGAAAAAAAAAAUCAUUUUUAGUAAAGAACACUGAACACUUCCAUUUCCCGCCUAUUAUCAGUCCAUUUAGGCCCUUUUCAGCCGUUUUCGCGCCCAUAUCAAUUACGAGAGAAGAAGAAGAGAGAUAGAGAGGGAGAAAUAAAAAUGGCAGUGGGAGCAACAAGGAAGAAAGUACUUCGAAAGUUUAAGUUAAGAGGCUACAUCUUACAAACAGAUGCCCUAGAAGAGAUUUUAUCAUUUUUAACCCAAUUUGAAGACGCUGAGGAUGAAGCAAUCAAUGUCCUUCUCGACGAAAUCAAUAAAGAAUCUCUCAACUCAUCUGUUCUCGAUAGAGAUUCUGUUCAUCGAGUCAUCAGUCUUCUACACGAAGCUGAAUCUGCUGUUGAAGCUAGCCCUAGUUCUAGUAAUCGUUCCCAUUUCAGAAUUGUUGAUUCCUUUAUAAUCCCUAAAUUUUGUUACGAUCCAAUCAAGAAAACUUUCUACGAGCGUACUGGAAAGCUUCCAAUACACGGUGAAGCUUCCUCUAAAGCUGCUUUAUACAGAGAUAGGUUUGAGUUGUUGCUUCAGAGGCUUUCUCGUGAUCCUCAUUUUGCAAAACCGGCUUUUGAUUCUGAAUUUAAUAGCUCUGAUAGCUGUGAGAUUUCUCCAAUUCAAUCUCUGAUUGGGCAGACGGGGAGGAGAUGGAUUAUGGGUGUAAUCUCCCAAUUAGAAGAUGGUCAUUUCUACUUAGAAGAUAUGACUGCAGCUGUACCAGUUAACUUAUCUAAUGCAAAGAUCACAACAGGUUUUUUUGUGGAGAACACUGUAAUUGUAGCUGAAGGAGAGCUGCUCCCAAGUGGUACCUUUCAGGUCAAUACAUGUGGGUUUCCCCCAUUGGAGGCCAGGGAUGAAUCAUUCUCUUUACUUGUAGGGCUAGACUUUUUUGGUUGUGGUGCAGUCCCAACAGAGGAAAUGCUUAGACUUUCAGAGUUGGAGAAGAAGGCUGUGAAUGACAUGUUUGUCAUCUUUUCUGAUAUUUGGCUGGAUGAUGCAGAGACUAUGGAAAAACUAGCCAUUGUACUGAAUGGUUAUGAGAAUGAGGCGGUGGUUCCUUCCUUGUUUGUCUUUAUGGGAAAUUUCUGCUCUCGUCCAUGUAACCUGGCUUUUAAUGCUUUCUCAAGUCUCAGAUCACAAUUUGGAAAGCUGGGAGAAAUAAUUGGGGCUCAUACCCGCUUAAUGGAGCAAAGCCAGUUCCUUUUUAUUCCAGGUCCGGAGGAUGCAGGUCCUUCAACGGUUUUGCCCAGGCCUGCGUUAUCCAAGUAUCUGACAGAGGAGCUUCAGAAGCAUGUUCCCAACGCCAUCUUUAAAAGUAACCCUUGCAGAAUCAAGUUUUACACCCAGGAAAUCAUCUUCUUCCGUCAAGACCUCCUUUAUAAAAUGCGCCGUUCCUGCCUGAUUCCCCCUUCAACAGAAGAAACCAGUGAUCCUUUUGAGCAUCUUGUUGCAACCAUAACUCAUCAAAGCCAUUUAUGUCCCCUGCCUCUCACUGUUCAACCCAUUAUCUGGAAUUAUGAUCAUUGCCUCCGCCUAUAUCCAUCCCCGCAUACGAUAGUGUUGGGGGACAGAAGUGAACAGAAGACAUUCGAAUACACAGGCACAACGUGUUUCAACACCGGCUCCUUCUCUAGUGACAGUACAUUCGCAGCAUACUUUCCUUGCAUGAAGAAGGUUGAAUUGUCAGCCCUGUAAAUGAUCUUACAGCAGAUCUUUCUAGUGCUAAUUGCAACGUCAGCAGGUUUAGUGUCAAAUUCAGAUAAUGAUAACCAUCCAAUAUUAUAUGUAUCUUCAGAGUUAGAAUUUGGAGUGAACUUCACACUUGUAUGAACUGUAAUAUUUAAUGUUGCCAAGAUAUGCAACUCAAAAUGAUUCAAACGAUAUGCAUGCCAAGCAUUUAACCCAUUAAUGUAACUGUGGAGGUUUAAUUGUUUUGCCAGUCUUCUGCUUC
Papaver somniferum (opium poppy) is the source of this 2004-nucleotide messenger RNA. RefSeq names its product DNA polymerase epsilon subunit B-like. The transcript is spliced from 12 exons. Lineage: Eukaryota; Viridiplantae; Streptophyta; Magnoliopsida; Ranunculales; Papaveraceae. Gene Ontology annotation, cellular component: epsilon DNA polymerase complex. The record is from RefSeq and is a predicted model, not a curated record. Gene Ontology annotation, molecular function: DNA binding. Gene Ontology annotation, biological process: error-prone translesion synthesis; DNA-templated DNA replication. The coding region runs from base 165 to 1748 and encodes 527 amino acids.